AUGACAAUAUACUGCAAUGCACGAGCUGCAGAAGAUUUCUUUCGAUCUGAGCAGAAACGUAGUUGUGUUCCUUUUAAUGGUCGUUGUAAUGUAGAUUCUGAUUGUUGUGGUUCUGAUGAUCCUGAUUCUGGUCAUUGUCUUCUUUGUACUGGUGUUCUUGAUUAUUUUUUUGAGAAAAACUAUGAUGAGCAAGAAUUCAACAUUCGUCAAAUGGCAUUAGCAUAA
Molecule: messenger RNA, 225 nt
Organism: Rotaria sp. Silwood2
Lineage: Eukaryota; Metazoa; Rotifera; Eurotatoria; Philodinida; Philodinidae
Source: the annotation of a GenBank genome assembly